This is a messenger RNA of Mugil cephalus (flathead mullet), 1495 nucleotides long. Its product is annotated as recoverin-like. Gene Ontology annotation, molecular function: calcium ion binding. The record is from RefSeq and is a predicted model, not a curated record. NCBI's taxonomy places the organism in Eukaryota, Metazoa, Chordata, Actinopteri, Mugiliformes, Mugilidae. The coding region runs from base 319 to 897 and encodes 192 amino acids. The transcript is spliced from 4 exons.
AUAAACUGUUGAAUACGUGGAUUCACACAAGCAGCUCCACCUCAGUCCAAUCCCGUUAAUUGACUUAUCUCAGCAGGUGGAGGCUGAUUUCAUCGUCCGCCUGCAGCAGUGCAGCAUCACUGUUUGUCCUGGACUCCUCGUCAGAUCCCACAGGCCAGGACCAAGAUCAACACUGAAGUCUUCUGUUCACCACUCUGACAAAGUCGACGAGUUUGAGGCUGUAAUUUUGUGAUAACAGUCCCAAAAAUAAGAACCAAGGGACGCAAGUUCACCCUCUAAUAGAGCUCUAAGUCACCUCCAUCUCCCCAACAAGCAGCCAUGGGUAACAGCAAGAGUGGCGCCGUGUCCAAGGAGAUCCUGGAGGACCUGAAGCUCAACACCAAGUUCACAGAGACUGAGAUCGUCCAGUGGUAUGAAAACUUCAAGAAGCAGUGUCCAACGGGGCGCAUCUCAAAAGAGGAGUUUCAGGGCAUCUACAGCAAGUUCUUCCCAGAGAGUGAAGCAGAAACGUACGCCCAGCAUGUCUUCAGGUCCUUUGACACAAACGAUGAUGGUACGCUGGAUUUCAAGGAGUACAUCAUUGCCCUGCACAUGACGUCGACUGGGAAGACCACCAGGAAACUGGAAUGGGCCUUCUCACUGUUCGACGUGGACAAAAAUGGAUACAUCACCAAGACAGAGGUCAAGGAAAUCUGCACGGCCAUUUUCAAGCUGAUUCCCAAAGAUGAACUGGCUAAUCUGCCCGCAGAUGAAAACACAGCAGAGAAGAGGGCGGAAAAACUCUGGAAGUACUUUGAUAAAGGAGAUGAUGAACGAGUUGCAGAAGGGGAGUUCAUCCAGGGAGUGUUGGAUAAUGACGACGCCCUUCGUUUGAUUCAGUACACGCCGUCAAAGUAACCACGAAAAACAGAGUCUUUAAAACUUUCUCCAGUCCCGUGUUUCCUCCUCAAUGAAGCUGCAGUAGAUGAAGUGAAUUCUGACACUUUGGUCACUAGUUUAAUCAGGUUUGCAGAUUUUAUCAUUGGCUGUUCAAUUUUUAAUUAAUUUUUUAAAUCUGUGACAAGCAUGUAGCUCAGUGCUCAUUGUUGUCUAAUUUUGUGUCUUUCUUGGUCUUCGAUGUUUGAAUAGUGAUGAUGGAGGUUUAUUCAUGUAUAAUAUCACAUAAAACUGUGUGCACUCCUACUGGAUUUUCCCUUCACAAUAAAUUCAAUAAAACAAUACGAUUACAUUUUAAUAAAUAAAAAAGUCCUAAAGUCUUUUUUUUUAUGUUGAGUACUGAGUAUAAACUAAAAACCAUUAUGAGUUUAAACAAAGCUAAUAAUAGUGUGAAAGAGGUACGCAGGUCAGUAGGAUUUAUAUCCGAAGUAGCAAAAUAAUUUUUUCUACUUAUAAAAUUCUGUAAAUUCAAUAGAAACAAUGAAAUUUGAAUAAUAAAGGUAUUUUUUUAAGUUGAUGUUUUUAUAAAUUAAAAACCAUGAUAAUGUUUUUAUGUCAA